AUGGCAACUGACUUCAGCCCUGCGCUCAUAGUCGUAGAUGUCCAAGAAGAUUUCUGCCCACCCGUCCGUAUCACUCACUCUCCUUCCUUUGUCCUGUCCUCCGUCCUCCGUCCUCUCUCCUCUCACGAACCCAUGUCACUAACGAACCUGCAUUCACAGAACGGCUCCCUCGCAGUCGCCGACGGCCGCGCCAUCAUCUCCACAGUCAACGACCUGCUCGCCCUGCCCUUCACCCUCAAGAUCGCUACCAAAGACUGGCACCCGGCGAAGCACAUCUCGUUCGCGUCCUCCCACCCGUCCAAACGGCCCUUCCUCGACACGACGACCAUCACGAACCCGUCCAACGCCGCCGAAUCCUACGAGUCCCGGCUCUGGCCCGACCACUGCGUGCAGCACACGCCCGGGGCGGAACUCGUGCCGGAACUGAACGUGGGACUGGUGGAUCGCGUGGUGGAGAAGGGGACGGAGAGCGCGGUGGAGAUGUACUCGGCGUUUUACAGUCCGUUGAGGGAGCCGCGGUGCUGCGAUAGUGGGUUGGUUGGGCUGUUGAAGGGGAAGGGCGUCACGGAUGUGUACGUGGUGGGUUUGGCGUUUGAUUAUUGUGUUAAGGCGACGGCGACGGAUGCCGCGAGGGAGGGCUUUAGGACGGUUGUUGUGCGGGAGGGGACGAGGGCCGUGGAUGCGGACAGCUGGGAAGGGGUAGUCAGGGAGUUGGAUAGGGAAGGGGUGAGGGUUGUUGGGGUAGCGGAGGAGGAGGUUAGAAAGAACGGUGGUCUCUGA
This is a messenger RNA of Drepanopeziza brunnea f. sp. 'multigermtubi' MB_m1, 780 nucleotides long. NCBI's taxonomy places the organism in Eukaryota, Fungi, Ascomycota, Leotiomycetes, Helotiales, Drepanopezizaceae. The record is from RefSeq and is a predicted model, not a curated record.